Cajanus cajan (pigeon pea) is the source of this 1057-nucleotide messenger RNA. The record is from RefSeq and is a predicted model, not a curated record. Lineage: Eukaryota; Viridiplantae; Streptophyta; Magnoliopsida; Fabales; Fabaceae.
UGAUGAAGGCAUGAAUCAACACAUCAAAGAACAUUAUUACAAAAAUACUAUUCUACAUUGGGUCUUCUACAUCGGUUGUUCAAUAACUGAUGUAAAAAAAGGUGCGGUGGCACCUUUAUAAUUAUUUACAAAUUAUUAGCCAUUUUAAAUCGGUUUUAAUAAGAAACGAUGUAAAAGUACACUACUCUAUGUCGGUCUUAAUAAGAAACGAUGUAAAAGUACACUAUUAUUAGCCAUUUUACGCAUUAUUUACGAACUAUUAUCCAUUCAACGAGCACUUGUUGGGCAAUCCCUUGCAAAAUGCCCUCAUUUUCCACAACUGUAGCAGUUUCCAACACCACUGCCACCACCUCCUCCACCGUACCUUCCACCAUCGCCUCCGCCAUACCUCCCUCCACCGUCGCUGCCUCCUCCACUACCUCCUUGAAAGCAGUCCCUAGCCCUAUGACUAGACUCACCACAGUUGUAAUAGCUUCCAUCGCCGCCACCACCUCUUCCACCAUAGCAACCUCCGCCGUAGCCUCCGCCUCCUCUUCCACUGUUGUAACUCUGGCCGCCACCACAGUUGUAAUAGCUUCCAUCGCCGCCACCAUCUCUUCCACCAUAGCAACCUCCGCCGUAGCCUCCGCCUCCUCUUCCACUGUCGUAACUCUGGCCGCCACCAUCACCACCACGCUUGGAGCGCUGAACGUUGGAGCCGUCGGGGCUAGUGACCUCGACCGCCUUAGUGCGGCCGUCAGAGUCGGACUGAAUGGCGAACUCGUUGGACUCCCCCUCGGCGAGGCUUCGAAAUCCGAAGAUGCUUGCCUCAUUGAACUAGUCAAAAAGUAUGGUAUCAAGAGGUGGUCCAUUAUUUCCAAAUACUUACCAGGUCGGAUUGGAAAGCAAUGCCGAGAAAGUGAUCAUUUUAGGUGGAACAAUCAUCUUGAUCCAACUAUAAAGAAGGAUGCGUGGACAGAGGAGGAGGAAAAAUACUUGCUUAGUGUCACCAACACUACACCAGAAGUGGCAAUAGAUAGCACUAUUUAGAUAACGCUUAAUUAAUAAGUGUUGUGUU